Messenger RNA from Aspergillus chevalieri, 3000 nucleotides. It is a transcript of the gene hir1, whose product is annotated as putative histone transcription regulator Hir1. Gene Ontology annotation, molecular function: nucleosome binding; protein binding. Gene Ontology annotation, biological process: regulation of DNA-templated transcription; DNA-templated transcription; chromatin remodeling. The record is from RefSeq and is a predicted model, not a curated record. The transcript is spliced from 3 exons. NCBI's taxonomy places the organism in Eukaryota, Fungi, Ascomycota, Eurotiomycetes, Eurotiales, Aspergillaceae. The coding region runs from base 1 to 3000 and encodes 999 amino acids. Gene Ontology annotation, cellular component: HIR complex; nucleus.
AUGAGCAACCACUCGGGGACGAUCCAUACCGUUCGAUUCUCGCCCAACGGAAAAUACCUGGCGUCCGGUGCGGAUGAUAAGAUUGUGUGCAUUUAUUCGCUGGAUUCAAAUCCUCCGUCGCAUGCAUCUACGUUUGGGACGAACGAAGCACCACCCGUAGAGAAUUGGCGCACCAUACGGCGAUUAAUCGGUCACGAUAAUGAUGUUCAGGAUCUGGGAUGGUCAUACGAUUCUUCGAUUCUGGUUUCGGUGGGCUUAGAUUCCAAGGUGGUGGUGUGGUCGGGGCAUACAUUCGAGAAGCUCAAGACACUAUCCAUCCACCAAAGUCACGUCAAGGGAAUUACCUUCGACCCGGCAAACAAAUACUUCGCAACCGCCAGUGAUGACCGUACCGUUCGAAUUUUCCGCUUUACCUCUCCACAGCCGAACUCGAGUGCUCAUGACCAGAUGAACAACUUCGUCCAUGAACAGACAAUUUCCGCUCCUUUCAACAAUUCUCCCUUAACGGCCUACUUCCGUCGAUGCUCCUGGUCUCCCGAUGGUAUGCAUAUCGCAGCCGCAAAUGCCGUCAACGGACCUGUCAGCUCCGUUGCAAUUAUCAACCGUGGCUCGUGGGACGGUGAUAUCAACCUGAUCGGACAUGAAGCUCCGGUCGAGGUCUGCGCAUUCUCGCCUCGACUGUAUUCGAUGCAGCCCGUGACUAAACAGGCGCUCGACCAAGGCGGCGCACAUAACCUUGUCACAGUAAUCGCAUGUGCUGGAGGAGACAAAUCGUUGAGUAUAUGGAUCACCAGCAAUCCACGGCCUGUAGUCGUGGCGCAAGAGAUGGCCGCCAAAUCGAUCUCAGACCUGGCAUGGAGUCCUGAUGGAACGUGUCUAUAUGCUACUGCGUUGGAUGGUACGAUCUUGGCAGUAAGAUUUGAGGACGGGGAAUUGGGUUUUGCGAUGGCUAUGGAGGAGAACGAAAAGUCGCUUACUAAGUUCGGUACCAAUCGGAGAGGUGCUGGCAUCACAGAGACGACGGAUGGACUGUUACUCGAGGAGAAGAGUAAGGCGGAUGAAAUCAAGGGCGUUGAAGGCCGAAUGGGUGCAUUGAUGGGUGAUGGCCAUGCUGCGGCCGAGGGCGAAAUGAAUGGGAAACCUGCGGCAGCAGCGCCGCCAAAUGGUACGCCUGCUCGUGCCCCGUCGCCUGCGCCAGAUGUGCAGAAGCCAAACGGGACCGCCACGACAGCAGCUGCAGGGGCAACUGAGCCGGAGAAGCCCGAUCCGUACCAAGCUAAGCUGGAGAGACUGAAGUCGCGUCCCACAUACACGAAAGAAGGAAAGAAGCGCAUUGCUCCAUUACUCGUUUCUGGGGCUGGGGCUGCAGAAUCCUCUCUGCCACAGGCUCGAUUGAUGGCAUCUAUUAGCAACAACCAAGGAAAGUCGGACGCACCACAAUCAAUUGUUGAUCUUUCCAAGCCCUUUGACGGCUUACCCAAGGGUGGACUUGCGGCGCUACUCUUUGGAAACAAGCGGAAAUUGGCCCAGCUGGAGGGAGACGAGGAUGGACAUGUGGAAAAGCGCGUCGCGUUCGCGAGUCAGAACGGCGCUACACCCAUUCUUGCGGCCACACCAGACGGCUUACUUCCUGCACAGCAGCAACCAGCUGUCACAGGUCAGCAGCCAACACCAGAAUUCAUUCGACCGGCAGUUAUGAACCCGUGUAUGGCAAUUAGCCAGCUCCGCCUGGCUGUGCCGAAGAUCCGCAGUCAGAUUCUCCGGGCGAUUGAUGAAAAUGGCAAGCCUACGGAACCCCCAAGCACAAUAUCGACGCCAGGGGAGUCAAACAAGUCGCGUAUAGACGUAGUGUUUGAGGCCCGGAAUCCGUCACCAGCCAGCUUGACUGGUCGGGCCGUGGAUCGGGAGCCUGUCCGUCUUACACUCUUCCGAGGGGAGCAGCCACUAUGGCAAGACUUCCUCCCACGCAGCGUGCUCUUGGUGACAGGAAACCAAAGCAUGUGGGCGGCAGCCUGUGAGGAUGGGUCAGUCUAUCUUUGGACUCCAGCUGGUCGUCGUCUAGUUAGUGCUCUCGUACUGGAGGCACAGCCUGUUAUUCUGGAGUGCCACGGUCCAUGGAUCCUUUGUAUCUCGGCAGUGGGCAUGUGCUAUGUCUGGAACGUUGAGCAUCUCUCCUCCCCUCAUCCCCCUGUUUCACUACAACCGGUGCUCGAUGCAGCGCUUCACUCUUUGGGGACCCACCCUACUGCAGCUCCGGCGAUUACCAAUGCACGAAUCAACUCUGAAGGCCGGAUUGUGGUUGCGUUGACGAACGGUGAGGGUUAUGCAUACUCUCCCGCCUUGUACAAUUGGCAGCGUGUUUCCGAAGCGUGGUGGGCGGUUGGUAGCCAGUACUGGAAUACCACUGAGGCACCUGUUGGAAAUCUUCAAUUGAAAGAGUCGCAACAGGAUCCAGAGGCGAGAAAGGCCGUGUCGGCCGGCAUUAUCCCGUUCCUGGAACGCAACACGACCAACGAGACACUCCUCCGCGGCCGAGCAUACUUCUUACAACGACUUAUCAAGGUUCUCCUGUCACGAGAAGGCUACGAGAGUUUCGAGUCGAGCGUUUCGAUUGCUCACUUGGAAAAUCGUCUGGCAGCGGCACUCUCACUGGGGGCUAAGGAGGAGUUCCGGUUGUACCUGUCGAUGUACGCCAAGCGUCUUGGUGCCGAGGGGCUGAAGAUGAAGGUGGAGGAGCUGCUCAAGGGGCUAUUUGGGGGAUUGUUUGAGGAGGAUGAUGAGACAGGACCACAACGGCGUUUGCAGGCCAAUGAAAAGGAGGACCGGAACUGGAAGGAGAGCUCGGAUACCCUGUGUGGCUGGCCACGGGAGGUGUUGUUAAAGGAGGUUAUUCUAGCCUUGGGUAAACACCGGGAUCUCCAACGGGUGACGGUUCCGUACGCGAAGCUACUGGGAGUGGUCGAUGAGGAGAUGGAAUCGGGCGAUGCCAUGGAGACAUAA